AACAAAAAUUCUGAUCGGAAAAUAAGUUUGAGAUUCCCAGCUCGAGAUCGGCCCAUGUAGUGGUCCGCUGCCAACUUCUCUGGAAAGCCCAAAUUUCUGGAAGAUAUAGAUACUUUCUCAUCUCGACAAACGAUCCUUCCUCAGCCUUCACCCAACGGGAAGUUGCCACGUUCCGCAACUCCACGUCAUAUCACUGCCAGUGCGACCACAUUUUUUUACCCAGCACCACAAUCAGCCAGCCAGUAACUAAACUGAAAGCUCCGCGUCUUAACCCAACCACAGUUGUAGCAGUAACCACUAACCACUCUCUUCUUCUCCAGUUCCUCCAUCGCGUCUUCCGAUAGGCCCUUCCUUCCUUCCUUCGAAGCACAGACACCAAAAAAGCUCCAACCAGAUCUCUUCCUUCUCCUGUGACAAUGGCGGAAGCUGCAGCCACCGGUCCCCUCUCUCUCUCCGAGCAAUACUUGUUGAAGGAGAAAGAGGAGAAGCCAGUUGUGGAUGUGAAGCCUGUGGACGUUAAAGAAGAAUCAGCUCCUGCUCCUGCUGUUUCUGUGGAAUCUGUUACAGAGAAAGCUGUGGAGAUAGGUGAAGCCAUCGUCGAGAAAGCGGUUGAAACAACAGAAGCUGUUGCAGAGAAGGCUGUAGAGAUAACUGAAGCUGUUGUCGAGGGUAAAACUGAAGAUACACCUGUUGCUACUGAAGAACCCACUAAAGAUACUCCUGCUGCUGCUAAAACUGGUUCUGAUGAUGCUCCUCCUGCUGCAUCUGAAGAAAUUACUGAACCAACCACAGAAGAAGUUGCUGAGGUGGCCCCUGAAAUAAAGCUUGAGACUGCACCGGCAGAUUUCCGUUUCCCCACCACAAACCAAACAAGACACUGCUUUACCCGCUAUAUUGAGUUCCACAGAUGCGUGGCUGCUAAAGGAGAAGAUGCUCAGGACUGCCAGAAAUAUGCGAAAUAUUACCGUUCACUUUGCCCCAGCGAAUGGGUUGAUAGAUGGAAUGAGCAGAGGGAGAAUGGUACAUUCCCUGGUCCUCUUUAAAUGGGAACCUCUCAAGAGGCAUAUCGGGUGCUUGUUCAUCUCUGUAAGACUUUAGUUCUGAAUCAUUGUUAGGGAGUGCCUAUCUGAAUGUUAGAGAGGCAACAAUAAUGAAUUUUUUUACGCGUCGAAUUCAAACUUUUAGUGCCAACAUGGACUUGGCACUGCUCAAGAGGCUAGACGUGCACUUGCUCUCAUCAUCUUUACAUGGUGAGAAAUUUUUCAUGUACGUACGUAACUGCUACUUGGUUUUAGCGGGUACCGAAACUACUUGUUACAAUCUAAAGGCAGAAUCGGUGAUGCAGAAUUACUUGGUUACGUAAUAAAAGAUACUAUACUGCUACAUUUCUUGCAAAUGCAGUAUGCUUGUGGCAGGAGUUUGGUUGGUUACCUGGGUUGAGAAUUCAUAAUGGCUGUCUAUCAUGUGUUGAUGUAUUUGUGGCGGCAUUUUUCAGCUUGCUUGAUCUUUGUUAUUUCUUCUAUGAUUUUGCUUUAAGGUCUGGAAUUAGAGAUUUAAAUCCGAAUCUGUAAUUGUGCUCUGGUGGAUGAAGACAGAGUGCAGUACUAGGAUAUUGGGAUGUUUCAACUUUUGAGCUCAUCCUAGGUGUUAAUGGUGAGGCAGAAAUGCAACGCGGCCACAAUAUUAACUGGGAUUAUAGGGUUAUAUUUGAGGUAUCGCCCAUUGAAAUCGAAAACAAUUCCUGAUUGCAAUCGUUUGAUAAUUGAUAGCACUUCGAU
Molecule: messenger RNA, 1778 nt
Organism: Linum tenue
Lineage: Eukaryota; Viridiplantae; Streptophyta; Magnoliopsida; Malpighiales; Linaceae
Source: the annotation of a GenBank genome assembly